GCGGGUGUAGCUUUCUGUCGGAGCUCUAGACGAAUACAAAGUGUUUAUCUACUCCGCCUGAACUCGGAGUCUGAAGGCUUGGGUUUAUUUUUCUGCCAGGGUUUUGGUUUUAUUUAUUUAGAGAAGAUAACAGCUUUAUCUGUGUGUACACACACACACACACACACACACACAGAGAGAGAGAGAGAGAGAGAGAGAGACAGAUCUUACACAGAGAUGGGCUUCAGGAAGAAGAACAAAAGUCCUCCGGUUCUGAGCCAUGAGUUUGUGAUCCAGAAUCACGCCGAUAUGGUUUCCUGUGUGGCCAUGAUCAUCCUGCUGGGGCUCAUGUUCGAGGUUACGGCGAAGUUCGCCAUCAUGUUCAUCACCGUGCAGUACAACGUCACUCAGACAUCAGAUGCAGAGGAGAAGCCGGAGUCGGUGAACGUUUAUCAGUACGGCCCCAAAGACAUGGCUACCGUCUUCUUCUACCUGCUGAUCGCCAUCAUACUCCACGCUCUCAUCCAGGAGUACGUACUGGACAAAAUAAAUCGGCGUCUGCACUUGUCCAAAACGAAGCACAGCAAGUUUAACGAAUCGGGGCAGCUGGCGGCGUUUUACUUGUCCUCCUUCAUGUGGGGCUGCAGCAUCCUGACGGCGGAGGAGUUUGUGACCAAUCCGACAUUCCUGUGGGAAGGUUAUCCUCACACACGCAUGGCUUUUCAGGUGAAGUUCUUCUACAUCUGUCAGAUGGCGUACUGGUUCCACGCUCUGCCGGAACUUUACUUCCAGAAAGUCCGAAAGGAAGAUGUUCCUCGCCAGCUUUACUACAUCUGCCUUUACAUCUUCCACAUCACCGGUGCCUACGUCCUCAAUCUGCACCGUUUAGGUUUGGUUCUCCUGGUUCCACACUACCUGGUGGAGCUGCUGUUCCACGCGUCUCGUCUCUUCUACUUCAGCAACGAGAACAAGCAGAAAGGGUUUACGCUGUGGGCUCUGCUCUUCGUCGUCGCUCGUCUCCUGACCCUCACUCUCUCCGUCCUGACGUUUGGUUUUGGACUCUCCCGUACAGAUAAUCAGGGCUUUUCUCUGGCUGAGGGAAACUUCAACGUUCUCACCGUGAGGAUGACAUGUCUCUCAGCCAUCUGCUUGACCCAGGCCUGGAUGAUGUGGAAGUUCAUCAACUUCCAGCUGAAGAAGUGGAGAGAGCAGAGUCAGGUCCAGAGCAGCAAGAAGAAGACCGUCAGUCCCAAGAGCAAACACGGCAAGAAGGACUCGUCUCGGGGAGGUUCCGUCAACGGCGUGAUGAAAGCGGAGGACAAAACGUCACCACGAGCCAGAAAAGCCAAAACCUCGUAGAGCGGCGGAGAUCGUCAACCAUGUGGUGUUUUUUGGGUUUUUUUUUUUCUCUUUCUUGAUUCCAGCUGUAGAAAGAAAAAGGUUCUUACUGUCUCCUGAAGAAGCGCUGAAUCACACAGACAGCUUCUACCUGUCCGACAUGGUGGGCUCUGAGGGAUGGGGAGGGGCGUGUUUAGGGAAUUUGUAUUUGUUUAUUUUUAUCGCAAUUCUUUAAAAUUCUGCACGAUUUAAGGAUUGAAUUGAUCAGUCCUGGUGUUUGAGAAGAUUUUGGAGUGUGGAGAGGGGAAGCUUGGUACUGAAGUUCUGGUUUGUGUUCCAAGUGAUGAUGUAAUUAUCGGUGUUCCCCAGGGGUGUGUAUUAAGACCGAUGUUUUUGUUUUGUUUUCUUUCUCUCUCUCUCUCUCUAUCCUUCAGGGCUUGAUGAGCUUCUUUGAACAUUGGUAGCCCUCCUCAUCCUCAGCAUCAGUCACUGUGUCUCUGUGUAUGCAGAGGCUUAAUUUUUUAAAAAAGUGUCCUUUUUGCCUGUUUGUUUGAGAGUUAGCCCUUAGCCACAGAAUCUUUACGGCUAAACCUAUUUUUGGAAAAAGAUUACGAGCAAAAUGAAAGCUUUCGGUGCUCUCCCCCCAACUCACCAACCCCCCAACCCCCCCCCCCCCCAAACCUCAGCUGUGUAAAUACAGACCGCUUCAUUUUUUUAAAUCAUGACCCUGGCUGGUGUAAGAGCUCCCCCUAGAGGCCUGGAGAACACAAUGCGUCGCCUUUCUCCAUCUGAACCUCCAUUUUUAAGUAUGGUUUUUAAGCAUCGUUUUUACAAAAGCGUCACAGUUUUAAAUUUAAUACAGAUUUGAUUUGUCGUAUCGUUUGAAGUAGUAUUUUCGUCUCAAGUUCACUUGACGCGCGAACGAAGAAUGUAGCACUUUUCCACCGGACAGUAGCGUACGGUAAUAAAACCCACGAUCCCGCACACAUCUUGUUAUUUAUUUUCAUUGCAGAGAUAUAUGGGCGGGGCUAGAAACCGCGCCGAUCGCUGAUUGGUCAAACAGCAGUAGUAUUGACAGAAUCAGUGAACUCUUAACUGAUAAAAUGAGUCAAAUCCUCCAUCUUAAAAUUAAACCCCAAUUCCAAAUGGCUUCCUGUUCACUAUAUGUGCUCACUACAUAGGGUACAACGAAACAAACCGGUGCUGUAGUGCACAUUGUACCCAAUAGAACGCUGUUUUAGAUACUACAGAUGUUUCGGUCAGACUUCGUAUGGAGUUUGACUCUCGGCGAGAAGUGUAUUAAAGUAUUGGCACCCCCGCCGUGUUUGGAUCACUAGCCGUAGAGCAAUAAAAGGUGUUGUGCUCCUCUACUUUAUUCUUCCGCAGCAGUUGAUGUUAUUUAUUAAAGAAUGACACGUUAUAAUACAUUUUUCUCCAUUCACAGUUACGUUUAACGUGGUCGAAGCUCCACAAAACGCCGCUGUAACGGGAAAGUUACCGUGUGGUGGAAACGUGCUCGAGUGCGACAGAGCGGAUUCGAUUUAAUACGUUAUCGUAUCGUAUACGUUAUCCUUUCUCUCCUCUCCGUCUCUUUAUUUAUUUAUUUUUGUUUGUUUGUUUUUCAUCCCAGCGAGCGCAGCGUCGUUUAUGACAGUGUUCUCCUCCGGGCUCGAAUGAAACCAUACAAUCCUCUCUCAAGUGUCCUUAAGAUAAAACGCUGUGGGUGGCUUUGGAUUUUCAUUUUCAUUCGUGACGAACAGACGUCCGGGUGUUUUCUUUCUGGAGCGAGGGUCCUGGUGUGUGUGUGUGUGUGUGUGUGUGUGUGUGUGUGUGUGUGUGCGCACUUGUGCAUGCUUAUGGGUUGUGAACGCAUGAAUCAUGUUGCACCUUGGUUUGUUUGUUUGUUUUAAAGAGGAAAAAAAAAAGAAAUGAGAGGGCAUGUACGUGGCUAAACCUCUGAUUUUGACUUUUUGUACCAAAUGGUGUGUGUGUGUGUGUGUGUGUGUGUGUGUGUAAUCUCUUUCUCUCUCUCUCUCUCUCUCUCUCCUUCCCUCUCUCUCUCUCUCUCUCUCUUUCACUUUCUCUCUCUCUCUCCCCCUCUCUCUCUCUCUCCUUCCCUCUCUCUCUCUCUCUCUCUCUCUCUUUCACUCUCUCUCUCUCUCUCCCCCUCUCUCUCUCUCUCUCUCCUUCCCUCUCUCUCUCUCUCUCUCUCUCUCCCCCUCUCUCUCUCUCUCUCUCUCUCUUUCUCUCACUCUCCCUCUCUCUCUCUCUCUCUCUCUCUCUCUCUCUCUCCCUCCCUCUCUCUCUCUCUCUCUCUGUCCGAUACUGUACAUUUCUAAAUUGCCAAAUCGUGUAAAAGUGUUCUCUUGCUCUUUCCCGGUGAUUUUGACGUCGUCGUCUCGUCUGUUUUUCGCCUCGGGCCUCGUUCAGGACACAUUUCUGCAUCGCAUUUUUAAGAAUAUAUCUUUUUUAAUGUUCAUUAUACCUUCAUUUCGAGAGUCUGGUUUUCUCCUGCAGAGAAAAACGUCAAUGAUCUAAUGAUUUAAAAAAAAUAAUAAUUACAUGUUAAAUUAUUUAAAAAUGUAUAAAAAUACAUAUUAAUGAACUAAAAUCUUCUACAUGAUGUUCUAACUUGUGGAGCUUUUAGUGCAUCUGUCUGCAUGCGACGAUUCCACUACAGCAAAGCACUGCUAAUAAUAAUAAUAACGUAUUAAAAUAAAAUAAUAUUUUUUAAACAUAUUAUGGCCACGCAAUGGGGGGAAAAAUACCGUUGCAGACUCUAAGGUAUAUUUGGUGGUGACACCAAAAGUAUUGGCACCUUUGAUCGCAUCAAAUAUCACUCAUCACGUGUGGUGUUAUUACUUUUUAAACAGUGUUUUUUUUUUAUUUUUUUCUCUCCAAAAUAUUUACUGAUCAGGUCUCGUAACGUUUAUUAUUUAAAAAUGUAUUUUAUAUUUUGUAAAUGUGCUUCAAGUUUUAUGAAACAUUUAAUUGCUGAUCUUCGACUUAAAUUGUUUUCCUAAAUUUUUCUGUUAUUUAGUCACGUGUCACACCGACGUUAUCAUGCGACGUUUUAUUCUCUCUCCGCAGUUAAUGUUGUCGUUUCCACACCAGCGUCAGAGAAACGCCACUCAUCGCCAUUUCUGCCUUCACGUGGCGACGUCUCAGGAGGGAAGGAGCAAAGUCCACUUUGUGUUCUUUUUGUUUUGUUUUUUUUAUAUUUGUACCGCCGACCUCGCCGCCGUCUGACGGCGGACGCGAUCCGAUAUCGUGUAGAUGAAUAUAUCGAGACACUGUACCGAGUUAGAUUUUUAAACUAUUUUUAUAGAGCUGAAAAACGACUGUAGAGAGAUUAACCUUUAUUUAGCACACCUUAUUUUUUUAUGCCUCGUUGAUUUUGCGAGUUUUAUUUUUGUACUGCGCAGGAGGAGAGCCUUCUACCUUAAAGGUGCAGGUCCAGAACCUGGCUGGCAAAAACAGUGCGGUGAUGGGAAAUAAGAAGAGAAAAAAAAGAAUGUAAGAUCUGCUGCGAGUGGGUAGAAGAGCUCGGGCUUUAAAUGAAGAGUGGAUUUAUUUUCAGUGUAUUAUGGAGUGUUUAAUUAUUUGAUUGAUAUUUUUGACUCUUAUUCUUUUUCUGCUUAAUUAUUCUGAUUCAUUUCCACAGCGUUAUUCCUGAUUAUGCAAGAGGUGCUAAAACGCCGUGUUUUGAUUGUGAAUCGUCGUGUUUUUAAACUCUUUGCCUGUAAUCGUCGAUCUUGUGAGUUAUUUCAGCGUGCGGUGAGUUUGUGUUCAUGCAGCAGAACAAAAACGUCCAAGUAGACCUGGCUGCAACCUGCAGAACGGGGCGGGGCUGGACUUUUGGGGUGGGGCUACGUGUGUUGCUCCGCCCAUACGAGUUAGAGGUUAAGCCCAAAGUAUACUUCAGUUUUUACACAUACGCUAGCCACACGAUUGUUCUAGGUCACGCGUGCGCAUUUAAUUCUUUUGCAGUAUUUAGUUCUUCCACAAGGUGGCAGCAGUGAGCCAGGGCCGUUCAUUCUCAAGGUGGUCAAAGAAAAAACGGAAGAGACGGAAACGAGUGCGGGUUAGAAAGUACCCGCGUCCGUAUAAUUCUAGCCUUAAAGAGAGUAAGGAUUUGUAUACGGGCGCUAAUCGUAGCGAGAGAUUGCUCAAGCAUUCUUCUUCGUUGUCGUCCUUCACACCAGACGACCCGCUUUACCGCUCUGUACUGACUCCUGUAGGCCAGGCGGGGUAGUGCAAGUUGUCGUAAUGUGCACGUGUCGACCGUCUGUGUGCGUGUACGUGUCAAAUGGAGUAUAAUUUGAAAGGCUACAUGUACGGCUGUGCAUAUACGCUAGCGUACGCGUAAAAAACUAAGUAUACCAGAUGUUUAAGGGUUAGGCGUUGAUGUCAUUACGUUGCCACUGACCAACGAGACCGUUUAUAGGCGGAGUGACACGAGUAGCCCCGCCCCGUUUUGCAGGACCUUCUCAAAACAUCACUUUCUGUCUAUUUGCGUACCGUAUUUUCUGGACUAUAAGACCGCGCCAUGAAAAUUCCGUCGGCUUUUGAGAAAAUAAAUGAACAUCAUGAUAAAGUGUGUGAUGAUUUCUCAUCAUAAUCCAUACAGCUACUUCAACAUUUAUCUGAUAAUAUCAUUGUGGUGUUGUUGUUGUUGUUGUUGUUGUUGUUGCUUUCCAGAAAGAGUCCAAUAGUCUGGAAAAUACGGUUUGAAAAGCAAAAAAUUGAAAGGAUCAUCUGAAAAGAUUUUGAUGAAACUGUUGCACCAAAGCUUGUUUUUUUUUUCUUCUUCUUAAACACACGUCACAAACAGACGAACCUUAAAUUAUUGUUUUGGCGUAAAUGCACUGUUCUCUUUAUUUAAUUUCUUCAGAUGCUCGUCUGUAUGUUGCAUCGCUUUUAUAUUAAAGAUGUUAUUGAUCUGUGUAUUUAUGCAAAUCUUCUGUGAUUCUGUUUACUUGUUUGUUGGUUUAUUUUUUUUUCUCGAUUAAACCUUUGGCUUAACCCCACAGCCUCGCAGUCCUUUCUGUCAUCUAGGGGCGCACGAUGCGACAGAGAUAUCGCAUCACGAUGCACAAAGACGUUUCUACGAUACGCAUCGGGAUCUUUACUGUACGUUUACAGGUGUCAACAAAAACAAAAAUACUGACGUGUUGCAUUUUAGGAAAAAACUGUU
This is a messenger RNA of Ictalurus furcatus (blue catfish), 6514 nucleotides long. Its product is annotated as Translocating chain-associated membrane protein 1-like 1-like. NCBI's taxonomy places the organism in Eukaryota, Metazoa, Chordata, Actinopteri, Siluriformes, Ictaluridae. The transcript is spliced from 11 exons. The record is from RefSeq and is a predicted model, not a curated record. The coding region runs from base 217 to 1338 and encodes 373 amino acids. Gene Ontology annotation, biological process: SRP-dependent cotranslational protein targeting to membrane, translocation; protein insertion into ER membrane. Gene Ontology annotation, cellular component: endoplasmic reticulum membrane.